CCGUGAAAGUAUGGCAGCUGGAGGACGGCGUGGGAGCACAAUGGGUGGAAAGGGUCCAGCUAAAGGCCGGCGAGGAAGCUGCCAUCAUGGAGAUGGUGCACAGAACCGCCGCGGUAGUCGGUUAGAUGACACGUCUUAUCAACCGCAGCGACGGAAGAAGAAAUCCGAUGAACCCGAACCUGCGCUCACCAAAGAGCAGGUUGAAGCUUUCCAAGAAGUUUUCAAUCUCUUUGACAGCAAUGGUGGAGGAACCAUUGAUGCAGAUGAGCUUCAGUUGGUUCUUGGCUCUGUGGACAUUCACCUACCCGCACAAGAUAUCAGAGAUGUCUUGGAAGGGAUUGACAAAGAUGGGAGCGGGGAAAUCGACUUUGAAGAAUUUCUGCAACUGAUGACAAACACUGAAAAAUUUCUAGAAACAUGCGCUAGCCAUGAUGAACAUCCUGAGGAUGAAGAGGAUGCGGUACUGGUAGGGGGCCGAGAGACAGUUCUCUUUGAUGCUCUUACCAAGUUCAUGAAGACAUCCGCUCUCACACAAAUGGAUGUUCUCCAAAGAUACUUCAAUACUAAAUACAAGCGUGCCCAAGCCCCGCAUGUUGUCAUGCAUUACGCUGCUGGAGCAAGACUCAUCGGUCUGACAGAAAAACAAUUGGUGCAGCAUCUGGAUCGCUUACAAGCUAGCAAUGAAGACUCUGACUACAAGUCCCCUUACGCCGAGCCUCUCCGUAUCAUGCUCGCCCCACUGCUUAAUGUGAGAAAGAAGAAGAAACGUAGAAAAGACGAGUCGGUGGAGGAUAUUCAAGAAGAGCGACCCCGACUCACGGGAAAGAUACGGAUCAGGAUUCAUUUCAAAUCAGAAGAUGAAAAACUGGCAAAAGUAGAAGAGAACAAGAAAGAGGAGGAGCUCGCCAGUCAAGGUACGAAGAAGCAGAAGAUAGAAUGGGUUCCUCGUCUUGGUUGGGUUCAGCCUAAUGUCAAGAGAGUUGCUGAUCGUCUGCCGAAGAUGAAGAUAACUUAUACCAUGGAUGAUCUCUCUGAUAUGAGGCAAAAGAUUCAAGUUGCGACCAAGGAAUAUGACCAUGAUCUGGCGAUCAGCAAACGGCGUGCACACAAUCGGCUGUGGAAGACACUCCAAUGUGAUCGAAUGAAAGGAACUCAAUUGAAUAACUUUAAACGAGUAUUUGAUGCCUAUAGCGACAUAGGCAAACUAGUGGUUAUUUAAAGCAAAUCUAUAUCCCUAUAUCUAACAAGAUAGAUCUGUCAUUAUGUAAUUCUGAGCAACAGAAUUAAGGCAUAACAAUUGAGAAUGAUAAUUUCACCUAUGAACAUUUUAAAGGAAACUGACAGAGGUAACUGAGAAGAUUUACAAUACCAAUUAUCAGAUUAUUGGAAACGCAAUGGGUAACACAAAACGAAUCUUGUGCAAAUAUGUCACAGAAUUCCAUUCAAUCAUUUUGAUUUGUUCUCCAUGGAUGAUUGUUAAACUCGUUUGGGUUUUCUUAUUGAUGCAUUCAUUUAAACA
Molecule: messenger RNA, 1519 nt
Organism: Strongylocentrotus purpuratus (purple sea urchin)
Lineage: Eukaryota; Metazoa; Echinodermata; Echinoidea; Camarodonta; Strongylocentrotidae
Gene: efcab3
Exons: 8
Coding region: 11-1219 (402 amino acids)
Molecular function (GO): calcium ion binding
Source: RefSeq, a predicted model, not a curated record